AUGUCUGGGAGUUUGGAGAGAAAGCAUGGCUCUGAAGACGAUGAGGGGCAUCCAACGGGUACCUCUGAUGACUACCACGAUACCGAUGUUUUUGGUCGGGAGGACAAUGCCACCAUCAAGUACAAGACACUAUCAUGGCAGAUGUGCUCGGUCCUUAUGAUUGCAGAAAUCGUUUCCAACGGUAUGCUAUCCCUUCCCGCCGCCCUCGCCGUCGUAGGAAUCGUCCCUGGUCUCCUGCUCAUCGCUUUCCUCGGCAUUUUCGCCCUCUACACCUCCCUUGUUCUCGUCGACUUCAAGCUUCGGCACCCCGAGGUCCACAAUAUGGGAGACGCCGGCAUGAUCAUGGGCGGACCCGUCCUUCGCGAGAUCCUGUCUGCUGGCACCGUCAUCUUCGCAGUCUUCGCCACGGGCAGCCAGCUCCUAGCCGGCCAGAUCGCCUUGUCCACCCUGUCUGACAACAAGCUGUGUUUAAUGAUAUACACCGGCAUCUUCGCCGUCCCAACCUUCCUCGUAUCACUGUUCCGAACGUUGGACCACCUCUCCCUCCUCUCGGUGCUCGCCUGCAUCGGCAUCCUCGCUGCCGGCAUUGUCGGCAUGGCCGGUGCCGGCGCCAUCUCGUCGCCUCAGCCCAUCGAAACGGCCAAACCUUCCGACUUCUACCAUGCUUUCCUCGCCAUCACAAACCCCGUCUUCUCGUACGCCGGCCACUUCAUGUUCUUCAUCCUCAUCAGCGAAAUGUCCCAGCCAAAAGAUGCCAAAAAAGCCGCCUGGACACUGCAGAUCUUCGCCACCACCGUCUACUGCGUAUUCGCAGCUGUCAUGUACGUCUACCUCGGCGACGGCAUCGCGAGCCCGGCCUUCUCCUCCCUUCCGUCCCACUGGUCCAAGGCCGCCUACGGCAUUGCGCUGCCCAACUUCCUGAUCGCCGGCUCGCUGUACGCGCACACGGCCGCGAAGCUCUUCUUCGUGCGCCUCUUCCGCCGCCCGGCCCGCAGUCGCCACUUGCACCACCACACGCUGCUCGGCUGGGCCGUGUGGGCGGCACUCGUGCUGCUGAUGAAUGCUGCGGCCUUUGUGUUGGCGGUCGGAGUGCCGAUAUUUGCGUACUUGGUCAGCAUUGCGGCGAGCUUGUUCGCGAGUUGGUAUACGUAUGGCAUUGCGGGAGCUUUCUGGCUAUUUGAUGCGUGGCACGAUCACGCUGGCUGGGUAGCUUACCGGCAGCGAUGGGGAAUGUGUCUGCUGAACUGCGCGACAUUUCUGGCGGGGUUCUUCAUUUGUGUUGCCGGCAUGUACAUUUCGAUCAAGCUUAUCGUUGAUGCUUAUAGUUCUGGGGCGGUGGGAGAGCCGUUCUCUUGCUAA
This is a messenger RNA of Cyphellophora europaea CBS 101466, 1359 nucleotides long. RefSeq lists its product as uncharacterized. Gene Ontology annotation, molecular function: amino acid transmembrane transporter activity. The record is from RefSeq and is a predicted model, not a curated record. Gene Ontology annotation, biological process: amino acid transmembrane transport. Bases 1 to 1359 code for a protein of 452 amino acids. The transcript has 4 exons. NCBI's taxonomy places the organism in Eukaryota, Fungi, Ascomycota, Eurotiomycetes, Chaetothyriales, Cyphellophoraceae. Gene Ontology annotation, cellular component: vacuolar membrane.